GGGCCCUCCUUUGCUGAAGCGCAGCAGCAGCAGCAGCAGCGGCACAGUGGGUAACUAGAGUACAGCUCUGCGCUAUCCGGCACUGUGAGUCAGCUGAGCUGCCGGGAUCAUCAGAGGCGAUGGGGAAUGAAUGAAUGAGAGAGACAGAGAGAGAGAGAGUGAGAGAGAAGGGGACCCUGCAGGAUCUGGAUACAGAAAGGCGAACUCUGGAGAUGCGCGGAGCUGUGAGUCCGACACGGAAAUACUGAAGUGAUCGGAGCAAGCUUGUUGACGCAUAAUCCCACCCGCCCCGCUGGCACUGGGAGGGGGCAAAUCUAGCCUGCCUAAACUCAAAUCCUCCAAAAGAGAUUUACUGCGUGUGUGCGCUGCUGCUGCGGGUUCAUCCACCUCCGAGAAGACAUUCCUUCAAUUUUCAUUUUAUUUUCGACCACUUCUCUAUAGCGCUCCGUGGUGAUCAUAUAUUUUCAUAUUUUCUGGAAGACAGCCUAUAUAUAUCUCGAUUUGAAGCAGAGGACCUAAUGCGCUAUAAUAAUUAGGGUAUUAAGUCCCCUGUUGGAUUCGGCACUGUCACUGCGUCGCGGAGGGGUGGGCGGUUUGUUGGAUGCGUCCUGAGGUGUGGACAGGACCUGCCCGUGCAUCAUCACCGUCAUUCAUCAUCACAGGUAUUUGAUCGUGAUUGUGUUGAUUACACCGGAGAUCUGGAGCCAUGACAGGCCCCCCGCUGAUCCUACAGCCCGCCUGCUGACGGUACCGGGCAGGAUGGGAGCAGGUCUGUCGCUUACAGGAUUCCGAACCAGCCAAUUUAUCAAUGGAGGAAGAGAGUGACACCCGGAAAAUCAACAACAGCUUCCUUCGCGACCACAACUAUGCAACCGAAGCUGACAUUAUCUCAACGGUCGAGUUUAACUCAUCGGGGGAGCUGUUGGCCACAGGGGAUAAAGGAGGCAGAGUGGUUGUCUUCCAGAGGGAGCAGGAGAGUAAGAGCCAGCCCCAGCGUAGAGGGGAGUACAAUGUUUACAGCACAUUCCAGAGCCACGAGCCGGAGUUUGACUACCUGAAGAGUUUGGAGAUUGAGGAGAAGAUCAACAAGAUCAAAUGGCUUCCUCAGCAGAACGCCGCCUACUUCUUGCUAUCCACCAACGACAAGACGGUGAAGCUGUGGAAGAUCAGCGAGAGGGACAAGCGUCCGGAGGGUUAUAACCUGAAGGAUGAGGAUGGACGGAUCAGGAAUCCGUCGACCAUCACCUCGCUACGGGUGCCGGUGCUGCAGCCUAUGGACUUGAUGGUUGAGGCUACAGCCAGGCGUGUAUUCAGCAAUGCCCACACCUACCACAUCAACUCCAUCUCUGUCAACUCCGACCUGCAGACGUUCAUCUCCACUGACGACCUCAGGGUGAACCUGUGGAACCUGGAGAUUACCGAUCGCAGCUUCAACAUCGUGGACAUCAAGCCAGCCAACAUGGAGGAGCUGACAGAGGUGAUCACCUCAGCUGAGUUUCAUCCCCAGCAGUGUCACACCUUUGCCUACAGCAGCAGCAAAGGCUCAAUACGUCUGUGUGACAUGAGACAGGCUGCGCUCUGCGACAAACACUGCAAAUACUUUGAGGAGCCAGAGGACCCCUCCACUCGCUCCUUUUUCUCUGAAAUCAUCUCAUCCAUUUCUGACGUGAAGUUCAGCCACAAUGGACGCUACCUGAUGACAAGGGACUACCUCACUGUCAAGGUGUGGGACCUUCAAAUGGAGAACAAACCUCUAGAGACGUACCAGGUUCACGACUAUUUACGAGGAAAACUUUGUUCUCUGUACGAGAAUGACUGCAUCUUUGACAAGUUUGAGUGUGUCUGGAAUGGAUCAGACAGUGUCAUAAUGACUGGCUCCUAUAACAAUUUUUUCCGAAUGUUUGACCGGAACACUAAACGUGACGUCACACUGGAAGCGUCCAGGGAGAACAGCAAACCCAGAGCCAUUCUCAAACCUCGCAAGGUGUGUGUGGGUGGGAAGCGUCGUAAGGAUGAGAUCAGUGUAGACAGCCUAGACUUCAGCAAGAAGAUCCUUCACACUACAUGGCACCCACAUGAAAACAUCAUCGCUGUAGCGGCCACCAACAACCUCUACAUCUUCCAAGACAAGGUCAACUAAAGGGCAGUCUGCCUCUGCUGACCCCUGACCCCCACACAUGAGGGGCUGGGUUGGGGGAAAGAGAGAUGGAGCCCUUAUUUACAUCCUUCUCCUCCUCUCCCUACGUCUUGUUGCUGCCGGUCUUGAAUUUUGCCGCCCUUCUGAGGAAGUGCAGAGAUGAGUAUCCAGUGACUGAACUGGAUAAAUAGACAGUGGGAAUUUUGGGAAGCAGGGAAUUGAUAGAACCUGGAUACAACUUGAGGAAAAAGGUUCCUCGAAAAUCAAGAAUGGACUUUCAUUCUUCAAUUUGACUUCUAAUUUAAUUUAUUUAGCCAUGCCAACACCCGGAGAAGUGAAUCCUGUGCAUUUAUGCAACAAGAGGAUUGCUGCAUGAAUACCAUGAUGUAGCAGCCCUCUGCACCCUGAAGAAAGGGGUUCGAUGUGGGUACACUGAACAUAAAGUAGAGCACACAGACAGAAACCUAGCUUACAUGAUGGUGGCUCAUUGUCAUGUAGCAACAGUGCCCCCUCUCUUUCAAUCUGCUCAUGCUACAGUGCAUGUGAUCAGUCCUGCGGCCCUCUAACUGAGGCAAAGUUGUGACAGUGCAACCCUCUGCAAAACAAAAGCGGAAGAGACUGUUAAUCCUUGACCCCAGAAACUGAGAGUUUUCUCUGCCUGUGACACAACGUGGUCAGUCUUUCUAGUACCAAUUCUGUGUCUCCUUGGUGAGACUGCUGUAGUCUGUAAUGUGAAUGAAGCCCUUCCAGGCUGUGUCAAUGGUUUUAUUUAAUGCUGUUGUUUUAUUGAGUCCUUCUCUCGGUCAAUGAGUCUGUUUAGAAGCUGUGGUGCCUUCUUUUGGUAUGUGGGGGUUCGAUGUAGUGGGAGCGGGAGGGGGGGAGGGGACUGAGUACAAGGCAGGAGUGUGAAUGUUUCAAAUGAAAUGUUAACUUAGGAAUUUUUCUUUUCUUUCUUUUUUUUUUCUCUCUUUCUCUUCAAACAAAAAUAAAAAAUCUCCACUGAGGUCCCGGGUGGAAAAAGUGCUUGAAGCAAUGUAGUCAAAAUUUACAUUUUAGCACCGGCUACAUGCUUGUGAGUUCAAGGGAGGACGCUGUGAUAUGUACAAAGUAAUUGUUGCUCUUAUCACAUUGCAGUCAGUCUGAUGCCAUCAGUUUGCAAGAGACACGACAAAACCUUUUUUUUUUCAGCAAAAUUCCUGUUGGAGAAAAAAAAUCGACAUUUUUGCAUUAUUUGCAUAGUACUGAAAAUGAUCUGUAGAUGGUAGAAACGUAAACUUCUCAUGUCCAAUUUUUGAAUUUAAGAUUUCUUGGCAUAACGUAAUGCUAGCAUAGCUCUUUUUGCAUGCGAUGGAUCUGAUUCUGAUGAACCUGACAGCCUGCACAUAGAUAUCUGAACAUCUACAGAUCAUAUGUGGCACUAUGCAAGUAAAAUACUUCUGCAGAAGUAGCCAGUUUAAAAUGUUUGAUUUGAGUUUGCUGCGGUGCCUGUCCAUGUUCCUCCUUUUGCUGAAGAUGUGUAACAUGGAACAGCAGCAGGUUGUAUUUCGGCACUCGGCUCGGAUCAGUUUGGAAAUCCUCUCUUGUCUCAGAUUUGUUUUAGAGCCAACUCCCAUAAAGGUAAGCAGUCAAAGGUCUAAAUGAACUCUGUGAAAUCAGGGAAUUAUUAAGUGUGAUUCCUUUAAACAGUAAUGUCUUCUAAACAACCUUCUUUGUGACACUAAUUGAAACAAAAAAAAAAAAAAAAACUUUUAUAGCUCAGAAUGUAUUGAAAUGCAAUUAAUUACCAUGCAGUCUUUAUGCUUACUGGACUUUCUUUGAAUAAAAAAGAAUAAAGAUGUGCAAGUUCAAAA
Messenger RNA from Dicentrarchus labrax (European seabass), 3987 nucleotides. RefSeq names its product protein phosphatase 2, regulatory subunit B, beta a (gene ppp2r2ba). Gene Ontology annotation, biological process: peptidyl-serine dephosphorylation. Gene Ontology annotation, cellular component: cytosol; protein phosphatase type 2A complex. The record is from RefSeq and is a predicted model, not a curated record. Lineage: Eukaryota; Metazoa; Chordata; Actinopteri; Moronidae. The transcript is spliced from 10 exons. The coding region runs from base 809 to 2140 and encodes 443 amino acids. Gene Ontology annotation, molecular function: protein binding; protein phosphatase regulator activity.